This is a messenger RNA of Pocillopora verrucosa, 391 nucleotides long. Lineage: Eukaryota; Metazoa; Cnidaria; Anthozoa; Scleractinia; Pocilloporidae. The record is from RefSeq and is a predicted model, not a curated record.
AUGAGUACUGAAAAACUGUCAUGGAAACCCAAAAGAAAGGUUCGUGAAUAUGAGCUUUCAAAGGAUAACUUCUCUAAAACUGGAAACUUUGGUUUUGGAAUCCAAGAACAUAUUGAUCUUGGAAUUAAAUAUGACCCCAGUAUUGGGAUUUAUGGCAUGGAUUUCUACGUAGUGCUGGGACAUCCUGGUUUCAGUGUUGCUGAACGGAAAAGGAAGCAAUCCAGAAUUGGCUACAAGCAUCUGAUAUCAAAGGAUGAAUCCAUGAAGUGGUUCCAACAGAAGUAUGACGGUAUAUUGUUGCCAUCAAAGAAGAAGAAGUGAUGUAGUGGUUUCCUUUUUUUUUGUAAAUUCUUUGCCUUCAAAUCUGCCCAAUUAAAUGCUGGAUGAAUUA